AUGUUCCCUUCUUGGCCGAGCCCCAUCUCCUUGUACGGCGGUUUCCUCCACCACCGCCUCUCCGCCGUCGACCUCUCUCCUCAAACCCUCGACAUUGACGACCAAACCACCAUGCACUUCUGGGGCCCAAACCCGAACCCGAACCCACCACCGCCUCCGAAGCCCUCACUAGUCCUCAUCCACGGCUUCGGCCCGCACGGCGUCUGGCAAUGGCUCCCGCAGGUCCUGUUCUUCGCCGCGCAUUACCGCGUCUACGUCCCCAGCCUCCUGUUCUUCAGCGGCUCCACCACAAAAUCCCCCGACCGGUCCGCGGGUUUCCAGGCGAAGUGCGUGUCGGAGCUCUUGGAGAAACUCGGCGUCCGCGAGUUUUCCGUGGCGGGGACCGGGUAUGGCGGGUUCGUGGCGUACGAGGUGGCCAGGAUGUGGCCUGGUGAGAGGGUGCAGAAGGUGGUGAUCGCCAGUUGCGCGGUUAACAUGAAGAGGAGAGAUGAGGUGGAGCUGCUGAAGAGGGCCAACGUCGAGAAGAUUGAGGACUUGCUUUUGCCGGCGACGGCGGAGCAGUUACGGACGUUGCUUUCUUUCUCGACUUUCCGGCGGCUUCCUUACCUUCCGGAUUUCGUGUUCAACCAUCUUCUUCAGAAAUUAUAUGUUGAAAAUAGGGAAGAGAAGCUGAAACUACUAGAAGGAUUGAGCCAUGGAAGAGAUGACACAGUAGACAAAUCUCCCCUUCAACAGGAAGUGUUGAUUUUGUGGGGUGAACAUGAUCAAAUAUUUUUGUUAGAGAAGGCAUUGGAACUCAAAGAGCUUUUGGGUAAGAAGGUCAGAUUGGAAGUUAUUAGGAGUGCUUCGCAUGUACCUCAACUCGAACAUGGCACCCGAUUCAACAACAUUGUCAAUCAUUUUUUACAUUCUUCACAAUAAUAUAAAUAUAAUGUAUUAAGUAUUAUUUAUUCAAAA
Ipomoea nil (Japanese morning glory) is the source of this 957-nucleotide messenger RNA. Its product is annotated as monoacylglycerol lipase ABHD6-like. NCBI's taxonomy places the organism in Eukaryota, Viridiplantae, Streptophyta, Magnoliopsida, Solanales, Convolvulaceae. The coding region runs from base 1 to 921 and encodes 306 amino acids. The transcript is spliced from 4 exons. The record is from RefSeq and is a predicted model, not a curated record.